This is a messenger RNA of Neopsephotus bourkii (Bourke's parrot), 1648 nucleotides long. It is a transcript of the gene LIPH, whose product is annotated as lipase H. Gene Ontology annotation, biological process: lipid metabolic process. Gene Ontology annotation, molecular function: lipase activity; carboxylic ester hydrolase activity. Lineage: Eukaryota; Metazoa; Chordata; Aves; Psittaciformes; Psittacidae. The coding region runs from base 68 to 1411 and encodes 447 amino acids. The transcript is spliced from 10 exons. The record is from RefSeq and is a predicted model, not a curated record.
CACAUGCCAAACAAAUUGUGGGAUCCUUCAAACCUUUUACCUGCAGAAGUUCCAUGUGGGAAUCCAUAUGCUGAGGCUGUGCAUUGUGUUGAUCUACCUUUUGUACGCGGUGAAAACAGAUCCCAAGGAGACAUGCCCUGCAUUCACAGCUCUCAGCAUCGGCAAUGCUUUGGUAGGGACACACCUGAACGUGAAGCUGCUGCUCUACACCAGACAGAACCCAACCUGUGCUGAAGAGCUCAAUUCACCAGCCUCCACGUAUCUAGAUGUGACCAAGAAAACUAUCUUCAUCAUCCAUGGGUACCGAUUCACAGGCUCUGCCCCCAUCUGGAUCCCAGACUUGGUGCACCUCCUGCUUUCUGCAGAAGACGUGAAUGUCAUUGUUGUGGACUGGAACCAUGGGGCAACAACUCUCAUCUAUAGCCAUGCUUCCAGAAACUGCAAAAGAGUUGCUGAGAUUCUGAAGAAACUGAUUGAUGAGAUGUUGAUUGAUGGAGCAUCCCUUAACUCCGUGCACAUGAUAGGAGUGAGCCUGGGAGCACACAUCUCUGGCUUUGUGGGGCAGCUGUUUGAUGGUGCACUUGGAAGAAUCACGGGUCUUGACCCAGCAGGCCCUUUGUACAGAGGAAAACCACCCAGUGAGAGGCUGGACCCUACAGAUGCACAGUUUGUUGAUGUCAUUCAUUCAGACACGGAUGGACUGGGUUACAGAGAAGCAUUAGGCCACAUUGACUUCUACCCCAACGGUGGGACCGACCAGCCUGGCUGCCCACUGACAAUAUUUUCUGGAUUGCAGUAUUUUAAAUGUGACCACCAGAGGUCUGUUUUCCUGUUCAUGUCAUCCCUGAAACAGAGCUGCAAUAUCACGGCAUACCCGUGUGACUCCUACAGGAAUUACCGGAAUGGCAAGUGUGCCAGCUGCGAAACCUUCUGGCCUAUGCCAUGCCCCAUCCUAGGUUAUUAUGCCCAUGAGUGGAAAAGCUAUUUAACACAACAGAGCCAUCCAGUGACAAGUAUGUUUUUUGAUACGGCAGACAAAGAGCCAUUCUGCAUUUAUCACUACUUUGUGGAUAUAAUUACAUGGAACAAAGACACCAGAAGAGGCACCUUCAGCAUUGUACUAGCUGAUGAAACUGGGAAGGAGGCAGAAUCUAAAGUUAACCCAGAAGCUUCAGCCUUUCAGCGUUACAAGCAAAUCACUUUGCUAGUUGGAUUUGACCAGGAUCUUGAAAAUAUAGAAAGGAUUUCCCUGACGUUUUCCACAGGAUCUGUCAUUGGCCCAAAAUUCAAAUUCAGGAUUCUCCAAAUGAGGUUCCGGUCACUUACAAAUCCAGAAAGACCACAGCUGUGCAGGUACGACCUUGUGCUGAUGGAGAACACCAAACACACCUUCAAGCCUAUCCCAUGCUGAGGUAGGAGCUAAGACCUGCAUGUGUCACAUCUGACGGUGACAGCCAUCCACAGCCUUCUGGGGACUCACCCGAAAGCUCCUCGGCACCUUCUGUGGAGACCAGACGACAGCGCGGCAGGGCACUUGUACCAAUGACCUGAUUCAUAAACGGGGCUGUGGAACAGACAUGAGAAACACGCUGUCCUGCCGUGCUUCUGGGAUGCGGGACCGCCUCUGUGCCCUGGGAGGAGGCGGGUC